Sporothrix brasiliensis 5110 is the source of this 1098-nucleotide messenger RNA. RefSeq names its product ATP binding protein. Gene Ontology annotation, molecular function: GTPase activity. The transcript is spliced from 3 exons. The record is from RefSeq and is a predicted model, not a curated record. The coding region runs from base 1 to 1098 and encodes 365 amino acids. Gene Ontology annotation, cellular component: cytoplasm. Lineage: Eukaryota; Fungi; Ascomycota; Sordariomycetes; Ophiostomatales; Ophiostomataceae.
AUGCCGUUCGCCCAGCUUGUCCUCGGCAGCCCCGGCGCCGGCAAAAGCACAUAUUGCGAUGGCAUGCACCAGUUUAUGAGCGCGAUCGGCCGCCAGUGCUCGGUCGUCAACCUGGACCCGGCCAACGACCACGCCAACUACCCCUGCGCCGUCGACAUUCGCAACCUCGUGACGCUCGAGGAAAUCAUGGCCGACGACAACCUGGGCCCCAACGGCGGCGUGCUGUACGCGAUCGAAGAGCUGGAGAACAACAUGAGCUGGCUGGAGGACGGCCUCAAGGAGCUGGGCGACGACUACGUGCUCUUUGACUGCCCGGGCCAGGUCGAGCUCUACACGCACCACAAUUCGCUGCGCAACAUAUUUCUCAAGCUGCAAAAGAUGGGAUACCGGCUCGUCGUCGUCCACCUCUCCGACAGCUUCUGCCUGACGCAGCCGUCGCUCUAUCUCGCCAACAUUCUGCUGGCGCUGCGGGCCAUGCUGCAGAUGGACCUGCCCCACGUCAACAUUUUGACCAAAAUCGACAAGGUCGCCGCGUACGACCCGCUGCCGUUCAACCUCGACUACUACACCGACGUGCAGGACCUGUCGUACCUGCAGGGGGCGCUCGCGGAGGAGUCGCCGGCGCUGCGCAGCGACAAGUGGUCGCGGCUCAACACGGCGGUGGCCGACAUGGUGGAGUCGUUUGGCCUCGUGCGGUUCGAGGUGCUGGCGGUCGAGAACAAGCGCAGCAUGAUGCACGUGCUGCGGGUGAUUGACCGGGCGGGCGGGUAUGUCUUUGGCGGCGCCGAGGGCGCCAACGACACGGUGUGGCAGGUGGCGAUGCGGGACGAGUCGUCGCUGCUCGAGGUGGGCGACCUCCAGGAGCGGUGGAUCGACAACAAGGAGGAGUACGACGCGAUGGAACGGCAAGAGUCGGAGCGCGAGAAGCAGCUGCGCGAAGCGCACGAGGCCGCCGCACGGGUCGAAGAGCUGGACGUGCCGGGGCCAUCGUCUGCUGCCCCCCCUGGUGCCGACGACGACGAACUCUUUGACGCGGACUUUUCUCAGCCGUCCACGACGGACAAUGGCAUCAAGGUCGUCCGUCGGAGCAAGAAAUGA